Molecule: messenger RNA, 456 nt
Organism: Phytophthora sojae
Lineage: Eukaryota; Oomycota; Peronosporomycetes; Peronosporales; Peronosporaceae
Exons: 2
Biological process (GO): RNA processing
Molecular function (GO): RNA binding; RNA methyltransferase activity
Source: RefSeq, a predicted model, not a curated record
CCGCGCCACUUCCUCAUCCUCAACAAUGUGCAGAAGAACAAGAACAUCAAGAACAUGCUGGUGAGCGCCUCGGCCUUCGGGGUCGAGGAGGUUUUCGUCGUGGGGCAGAAGAAGUUCGACCUGCAGGAGCAGGAGCCGUUCCUGCGCUCGCUCAGCUGCCGAGUCACGCGUCUGGCCACGCUCAAGGACUGCAGGGCGCACUGCACCGAGAGGGGCAUCCGCAUCGUGGGCGUGGAGAUCAUGCACGACGCCAAGAGCAUCGCCGACCAGCCGUUCUCUGGCGACACGGCCUUCAUCAUGGGCAACGAGGGCAGCGGCAUGAGCUCGGCGCAGGUGGCCAUCUGCGACGACUUUGUGUACAUUCCGCAGUACGGAGGCGGCACCGCGUCGCUCAAUGUGACGGUGGCGGCGUCCAUCAUCCUGCAGAGCUUCGCGCUGUGGGCCAAGCUGCCGGUU